Messenger RNA from Punctularia strigosozonata HHB-11173 SS5, 837 nucleotides. RefSeq lists its product as uncharacterized. The record is from RefSeq and is a predicted model, not a curated record. Bases 1 to 837 code for a protein of 278 amino acids. NCBI's taxonomy places the organism in Eukaryota, Fungi, Basidiomycota, Agaricomycetes, Corticiales, Punctulariaceae. The transcript has 4 exons.
AUGUCGUUUGGGAAGCCAGUUCUCUAUACGUUCGGACCCUCCGUUUGGGCUGCCGUGCCGGCACUCGCGAUCCCGGAGCUCGGUUAUUCGGAAGACGCCAUCGAGAUCAAGGUAGUCAAUUUAGCCGAGGGACAGAACUUCACUCCAGCUUUCUUGAAGAUUAACCCCCGUGCCACCCUGCCGACGCUGGAGGCGGCGGGCAAAGCCUACACCAGCACGAAGGAGGUUACUGACUACCUCGUAAAACAUGCGCCUGCCGAGGUCGCGAAAGGAACGGACUUGAUCGACAUCGUCCACGAAGACAAGUACGACCCAAACUUCAUUAAGCUCGCCGCGAGGAGCGACGCAGAGCUCGCGGCCAAAGCUGACGGCUUCCCGAAGACUUUUGUCGCCAACCGGCAGAAGGCGCUUCACGAGUACUCCGCGCACCCGGAGGCCUCCGCACACAGUGCCUUCUACGGAGCCAAGAAGCAGGGCAACGGCGGUAUCCUUGCCAUCUACGAGGGCAAGUCGUCCGAAGACACCAAGAACGCGUUUAUUGCGCAGUCGCAGAGGCACUGGGUCAACAUCGCCCGCUUUGUCACGGACGUGCUUCCGGAGCGGCUGCCCGAGAGAGGCUUCGUCGGAGGCGAGAGGCCGGGAGAGGAUGAUUUCCAUGUGGGCGCAUGGCUCGCGCGCGUUGUCGCGACGCUUGGGGGUAGGAAUGACAAGGAUGGAGUUCAGGUCCUAGAGAAGGAGCUCGAUGGGAAGAAGCUGCCGCCCCAAGUCGUGAAUUACUGGGCAUCCUGGAUACAGCGCCCGAGCUGGCAGAAGGUGUACUCUGAGGGUCUGCACUAG